Messenger RNA from Rana temporaria (common frog), 2098 nucleotides. It is a transcript of the gene DCAF4, whose product is annotated as DDB1 and CUL4 associated factor 4. Bases 142 to 1659 code for a protein of 505 amino acids. NCBI's taxonomy places the organism in Eukaryota, Metazoa, Chordata, Amphibia, Anura, Ranidae. The transcript is spliced from 14 exons. Gene Ontology annotation, molecular function: protein binding. The record is from RefSeq and is a predicted model, not a curated record. Gene Ontology annotation, cellular component: Cul4-RING E3 ubiquitin ligase complex.
AGAUGGCAGCAGCCACGAGUGAUGGCUGAUUCCAGGAAGUGGAGCUCUCGAUGGUUCCACGUGUAUUUGUAUUUCCUGUGUCAUUUGGAGCGUGUUGUUCGUACAGUCAUCAAGCAAUGCUAAUGUUACCGGGCAAAAGAAAUGGGUCCUAAGAGAGAAAAUAAUCGAAAAUGGUGGAGAAAUAAUUCACAGAGGCACUUUAAUAAAAGGUAUAGGUCAGGUAUAUUGGAAUCAUCAGAGGCAAGCACACCAGCAAGUUCCUUAUCUAGUGGUAAUCGGAGCUCUACAGUGCCAGAACUUCCAGGGUUUUACUAUGACCCCGAAAAGAACAGGUAUUUCCGCCUUCUUCCAGGACACAAUAACUGUAACCCAUUAACCAGGGAGGCUAUAAUACAGAAGGAAAUGGAACAAAAAAGACUUCAACUUCUUGAAGAAGAUAAAAAUAGGAAGAAAUCCACCAGGCCUGGAGUAAAUGCAUCUAUGCUUGUGUGGAAACGACAGCUUGGACUGAUGCCAUUUACAACCUAUUGCAGACGUGUUCAUGAACUCAAAGUGAACUGUAUGCAGAGAAAGGAAGUCCAGAUUGUCAACCCAGAGCCUGUUGGUCCAGGAACACACAAAUUUGAGUUUAUUCUGGCAGAUUCAUCAUGCCAAAGAUUAUUUGCAGUAAGUGACAUGGAGAAUGGGUUCUGUAAAUACGGUCUUCUGAACCUUAACGGACUGUGGAAAGAUGUGCCCACUGUGGAAAGUCAUGACAAUCCCUACUUUACAAAUCAUAAGGUAAAUGUUGCAUGUUGGGCCACACUCACUGGACCAGACUCGCAUGUCCUUAUUUCUCUCCUGGGAAGACAAGAUAGUCCAGGCUGUGUUAGCCUUAUACCAGCAUGUCUGUUCAAGAACUUGGCCCCUGACGCAGAUGAUGGCCAACCUGUAAUGCUAUACAAUAUCAAAGUUUCCAAUGUAUGGAGCUGUGUAUGGUGCUUAAACCCUCGACUGGAUUGUAGCUUUUCAGCAGGGCUAAAGAAUCAAGUCCUUGUAAUGAACACUGCAACAGAUGUUCGGCGUACAUUCAAAACAAAUAGUGAUGUUUUGGCCCAGCAGUUUGCUACAGAGAACUUACUGCUGUAUAAUGGGUGUCGCUCUGGAGAAGUAUUCUCUAUUGAUAUGCGUGUCCCUGCACUUUCUCCAUCUAACUGGAAAAAGGGGACGUCUUUCUUCCAGAACUCUGCCAUCACUUGUCUACGUCUUCUUCAGGAUGAAAAUUACUUGAUGGUCUCUGAUAUGUCUGGACAGAUCAAAUUGUGGGAUAUGAGAAUGGUAAAAUAUUUACAGCAAUAUGAGGGACAUAACAAUAGUUAUGCCUAUUUACCACUGCACGUUAUAGAAGAGGAAGGAUUGCUCAUUGCCGUUGGCCAGGACUGCUACACAAGAAUUUGGAACCUACAAGAUACCAGACUGCUCCGGACUAUCCCUUCUCCACAUCCAGCGUCUAAGGACACUAUACCAAGUGUUGUGUUUUCUUCCCACUUAGGAGGGAAAAGACAGACUGUUCCUGGCAUCCUUAUGGCUGUUAAGAAAGACUUGUAUCACUUUACAUAUAACACAAAUACUGUGGAAAAGGAAUAUGAUAGAAAGCCUUGGCAUCCAAGCAAUUGCUAGUGCCUUUUUGAAUCCAUCACCACUCUUUCAAUAGAGUCGUUGAAAAGAACUAAAAAAAAAAAAAAACAAUCAGCCUUAAGCCCAUAUAUUCCAAGGAAACCUCACAUCUUUGGGACUUUAUACACUUUACUGUAAUAAGUGUCCCAGAAGACAGCAAGACCAAUCGCAGUGCAACAGGAAACAGGCUGUGAAGCCGCAUUGGCUUUCCUUCCCGUUUCCCUUAAUGAAGAUGCCGGGAUGGGGUACCGACAUCGCAGGAUACCUGGACACAUACGUUUCCCUUAAAUUUCAAGUCAGCAGCUACAGUAUUUGCAGCUGCUGAGUUUUAUUUUAUUUGUUACAGGCUGGAACUCUGCUUUUAUAGAAGAAUGUAGACUAAAAACUCUGCAGCUAAAUUAUCUUUUUUUUUUUGUCUAUUAAAAGAAAGCCAUCUUGCAAA